AUGGCGUCCUCACCACCCUCCUCUUCGUCUUCCUCCGAAGAAGCCACAACGAGCAGCAACGGCUCGGCAUCAGUCCAGUUCUCCAAGUACUCCAGGCGAGCCACCCUCCGCUCCGUCGUGGGCCGCCCCGACGGUGGCCUUGGACUGUCUGGCAAGCGCGCCGUAGUCGGCGGCUGGGUGAAGUCCGCCAACGUCGUCAAGGCGAAGCGCGGUGGCGGCGCCAUGUCGCCGCCGAGGAUGCCCGCGACGGAGACGACAGGCCUGACGUGCACGGAGGUGCUCAUGGCAAGAGUGCCGCUCAUCCGCUGCAUCGCCAAGCUGAUCGCAGGCGCUUCCACCGUCGACAAAGCCUCCUUUUCUGUCUCCUACAAGUUGGGUCCCGUGACCGCGCUUGUGCGCAUCAACGACGGGUCAUGCGUGCCCGACCUCCAGAUAGUAGUGGAUUCUUCUCUGUGCCCUCUUGAACAAGUUACUGCGAUUGGAGCUUCUGUAUUGGUCGAAGGCAAGAUAGAACUUGUGGAAGGAAAAAACCAACAGCGUGUUGUCGAGCUCAGAGUGGACAAAGUGCUGCACAUAGGAGCUGUCAAUAUCGACAAGUAUCCUCUGCCAAACGUGGAGUUGUUGCCUCCUGAUGAACUUAUCAAGGACUACCCGCACACCUCCAUGUUGUUCAUGCAGAUGGCUUCAGCUGCUCGUGUACGAAGUGAAAUGGUCCAUGCUGCGCAUACGUUUUUCCAGACCAAUGGGUUCUUCCAUGUGAACACCCCAAUCAUAACAACCACUACGGUUGCAGGAGACCGCAGAAAAAUGUUCCGUGUAAUGCGGCCUACAAGUAAAUCGGAUAACAGGGCUAUCACACCUGAAGUUGUUAGAGCUUCCAUCAAGGCGAAGACGAAGCAAAUCGAGGCGCUGGAGCGAAGCGAGAGCAACAAGGAAGCGCUGGAAGCUCCUGAACUGGACCUUCAGAGGGCGAGUGAGCUUGCACAGCAAUUAGAGCAGCAAGGAAGUGCAGACUUCUCCGAUGACUCCUUCCAGCAUCCACUCUAUCUUUCACCUGAUCAUACACUUCAUCUUGAGACCUAUGCUUGCGCGCUAAGCAGCAUCUACACAUUCAGCCCAGCGUUCCAGGCUGAAAGCUUGGAGCCUAACAAGCACCUGGCCGAGAGAUGGACCAUCGAUGCGGAGCUUGCCUUCGCAGAACUUGAGGAUGCAAUAUCCUGCGCCGUGGAUUACCUGAUGUGGCUUCUGUGCACAGUAUCUAAGAAUUGUUCAGAUGAGCUCAAGUUUCUGUCGACAAAGGAAAAUAAUGGAAAAAAUUUCCAUAUCAAUUCUGUAGUGUCCAGCCCCUGGGAAAGGAUUACCUACAAUGAAGCUGUGAAUACCCUUCUUCAGGUAAAAGAUAAAUCAUUUGAAGCCAAAGUAGAGUUGGGCAUGCCACUUUCACUUGAACAUAUGAGUUAUCUAGUUGAUGACUAUUACAAGAAGCCAGUGAUCAUAUAUGAGUAUCCCAAGCAACUGAAGCCAUUUUAUGCACGUCUCAUGGAAGAUGAGACAAAAGUAUCUGCGUUUGACAUAGUAGUGCCAAAGGUUGGUAUUGUAGCUUGCGGAACUCAAAAGGAGGAGAGGAUGGAUAAAUUAACAGCCAGGAUUGAUGACUUAAGUCUUCCACGUGAUCAAUUGGAAUGGUAUUUGGAUAUCCGCAGGCAUGGCACCGUAAAGCACUCAGGAUUCAGCAUGGACAUGGAGCAGCUCAUCUUGUUGGUCACUGGCCUCGACAAAUAGAGAUAUCAAACCGUUCCAAAGAACCCAAGGCAAAUGCUAAGAUGUAAAGCAGUUAGAUAGGUGAUAGUCUCAGAACGGUGAAAUUUGAACCAUGAUUGAGCUGCUCACUGCGGUAAAUGUAUGCUAUUGUUCUCUUCUUAUGGGGUUCCAUACUGGAACACUACAAAGUAUUU
Molecule: messenger RNA, 1955 nt
Organism: Panicum hallii
Lineage: Eukaryota; Viridiplantae; Streptophyta; Magnoliopsida; Poales; Poaceae
Product: asparagine--tRNA ligase, cytoplasmic 2-like
Exons: 8
Coding region: 1-1782 (593 amino acids)
Biological process (GO): asparaginyl-tRNA aminoacylation
Cellular component (GO): mitochondrion
Molecular function (GO): asparagine-tRNA ligase activity; ATP binding
Source: RefSeq, a predicted model, not a curated record